ACCCCUUGCUUUCCGCCACAGGAGAAGAGCUGACCCACAGGGUGGCUACAUUUGUCACUGUUUCCAAAGCUCAUGAAACUUCUACCUUCUUCCUUUGGACUUUUCCAGAAGGACAAGGGAAUAAAUAGUUUUGCUGGAUCCAGUUAAUCGAGGAAAAGGAAACACUUAACCCAGAUUGCAACAGCUAACAGUUUGACAAUUUUGGAAUCAUGGCUUUGUUGUGUUAUAAUAAAGGCUGUGGAGAGAGAUUUAAUCCAGAUGAGAACACAGAAGAAGCCUGUCUGUCUCAUCCUGGAGUCCCAAUAUUUCAUGAUGCCCUAAAGGGAUGGUCUUGCUGCAGAAAACGCACUACAGACUUUUCUGAAUUCCUCUCCAUCAAGGGUUGUACUCGAGGUCGCCACAACAGUGAGAAGCCAGAGGAGCCCCUAAGGCCAGACGUCUCCUCUGAGAAGGGAGCCAAUGAUCUUCAAAGCCAGACACAAAAUGAAAUCAUCUUUCAAGGUCCAAAGUCAGCUGAAAAAAUGCUGAAGGAAAGACCCAGUCCAGAUGAACCUAAAACCAAACUCUCUGUCAGAGUGAUGCAGUCUCUUGCACAGGCCAUCGAGAAGAUGAAACUGGCUGAAAACAAUGACACUUCUAAAACUGAGACUGAAGCUGUUGUGUAUGGUACAAAAUGUAAAAACACAGGGUGCAAAGCGAAGUACAAUGGUCCAGAGACAGAUGCUGAAAUAUGUAUCUAUCAUCCAGGAUCCCCUGUCUUCCAUGAAGGAUACAAAUACUGGAGCUGUUGUUGCAUUAAAACCACAGACUUUAAUGCAUUCCUAGACCAGAAAGGCUGUGGCACUGCAAAACAUUUAUGGGUCGCAAAAAAGGAUAAGAAGAUGGUAUCUUGUCGUCAUGACUGGCAUCAGACAGCCUGUCAGGUGGUGAUCACAGUGUAUGCCAAAAACACAAUACCAGACCUUUCUUACAUUGAGGCAAACCGGACAGGGCUAGCUGUUCACAUCCAAUUUGACCAGGAAAAAGUCUUUCACCAGGAAUUCUAUCUCUGGGGGGUGAUUAAUGUGGAAAAAAGCUUUGUGACCAUGGUGCCAUCUAAAGUGGAAGUAACACUUAUCAAAAAUGAUCUAGUGUCCUGGGGAAAGCUGGAAGACCCAAAAAUGAAGGCUGAAAGGGGAACUGAAGCAGCAGAUGAGAAUGCAGUCAAUGAAGAAACAAAACCAGAAUGGGAGGAUUCUGACGAUGAUAUUAGUCUAAGUGAUUCUGAUGAGGAAUUUGCACAGUAAAGAGUUACAUCAUUUGUCCUCUCAAAAAGAGAUCAGUAUGAACACACAUAGGGUGCUGUAUUUCAAGUAGUCCAAAAGUCUUUGCCUUGAAAUUAAUUUAUUAAUAACCAGAAAUAAAUUAUGGAAAAUAUCAAGACAAUACAGGAUCCCAACAUCUACAGAAUUGUAACUCUAUAGACUAUAAGCUGAAUCUGAAACAAAAAUGGAUAUUUUCAAAUUCUAGCUGAGCAAUCAAAAGGAUGAACACUGAAUCACAUUAGCCUUUUCUUAAAAUAGACUGCAAUUAACAGUAAUUAAAAUUAUGAGACAAUAAAAGCCAAAUCAAGUUAAAAUGGCUUUUGGUAAUGUGCAUUUUAAGUGACCUAUCUGUCUUUUUAGUUUG
This is a messenger RNA of Erpetoichthys calabaricus (reedfish), 1668 nucleotides long. RefSeq lists its product as uncharacterized. The record is from RefSeq and is a predicted model, not a curated record. NCBI's taxonomy places the organism in Eukaryota, Metazoa, Chordata, Cladistia, Polypteriformes, Polypteridae. The transcript is spliced from 11 exons. The coding region runs from base 210 to 1286 and encodes 358 amino acids.